AUGUACUCGCCGUAUUACCGGACUCCUCGUCUCUACCUCUCGGGCUACCUGCCCAACGGACAGCCCCUGCCGCCGCAGAGCAUGAUGGACGACAUCGUCGGCGACUACAAAGACAAAACCGUCACCCUCGAAGACUUUCCCUUCUUCGCCAACAACAUCAAAAUGGCCAGCGUGCACCCAUGCAAGCACGCCUCCGUCAUGAAGACACUCCUUGACCGAGCCGACGCAGCUCUCCGUAUUCGCAGGGACAAGCUCCGGUCCGGCAAGGCCGUCGGCAGCGAUCCCGGCAUGGAGGGCCUCGUAGACGAAGUAGCCAAGCUAGAUGUCAAGAGCGCACAGGAAGCCGCCGACAAGGAUGAGUGGGAGGAAGUCGAAGGCGUGGAUGCUGACGAGCAGGAAGUCGCCAUCCGCGUGGAUCAGUACUUGGUCGUUUUUCUCAAGUUCAUGGCAAGCGUUACACCCGGCAUCGAGCACGAUUUCACCAUGGGCGUGUGA
Messenger RNA from Metarhizium album ARSEF 1941, 495 nucleotides. Its product is annotated as autophagocytosis protein. Gene Ontology annotation, molecular function: Atg8-family ligase activity. Gene Ontology annotation, biological process: nucleophagy; autophagosome assembly; autophagy of mitochondrion. Gene Ontology annotation, cellular component: cytoplasmic ubiquitin ligase complex; cytosol. The record is from RefSeq and is a predicted model, not a curated record. Lineage: Eukaryota; Fungi; Ascomycota; Sordariomycetes; Hypocreales; Clavicipitaceae. The coding region runs from base 1 to 495 and encodes 164 amino acids. The transcript has 2 exons.